CACACUGCUGAAUCAGCACAACACCCAGCUAGUAGUACAGUACAAAAGUCUCCCUUGUAUACACCGCCGUCUACGUCUAGAGCCCUUACAGUGGACACAGCUAGCUAGCUAUAACAUGGCCAACAACAUAGCAAGUGAUCUUCAGAAGGACGAGUAUAAAGUCAUCAUUAUCGGAGCUCUAGGCGUUGGCAAAACUAGUCUACUACUCAGAUAUGUCCACAAUACAUUUGAAGACCGCAUUUCAAAGUUUAUUAGUGAAGAGAAGAAGUCAGUGGUGGUGAACGGACGGGAGAUUGUACUACACCUUUGGGACACUGCAGGUCAGGAGCGUUUCCAGUCCAUCACCAAUCGCUUCUACUCUGACUCCCAUGCUGUUGUGAUCGUGUAUGAUAUGACGUCUGAAGAUGCUCCACAAGACCUGGACUUCUGGGUACGUGAGAUCCAAUACUACCUGCCACUAGAGCUGGAGGCUGGCAUGCCCGUCCUGUUCGUAGCCAAUAAGAAAGAUCUCAUCAAGAAGGAAGACAUUGAAGAAAGGAGACAACAUUUCCGACAAGCACAGGAGGUGUCUCACUCCAAUGGCUUCCUACCGCCUGUGCAGUGCAGUGCUAAGACAGGGGAAAAUGUGGACAAAGUAUUUCAAGUUGUAGCAGAACAUCUCGUGAGGAAUCGCAGUGGCAGCCAUCCAUUGAUUAGACAGACGGACCAAAAACGUUGCACUGCUUGCAGUAGCUAGUGUGUGUGUGUGUGUGUAGCCAGUGUGUGUUACCACUAAGGAAGUGGUAUAUCUUGUGUGUGUGUUAUGGGGUUGCUUUUAUUUUCCUUUUAUGGAGUCCCCUCCCUCAAAUCACAAAUCAACUUUCUUUGUUGUAA
Molecule: messenger RNA, 873 nt
Organism: Halichondria panicea
Lineage: Eukaryota; Metazoa; Porifera; Demospongiae; Suberitida; Halichondriidae
Product: ras-related protein RabG2-like
Exons: 2
Coding region: 116-736 (206 amino acids)
Molecular function (GO): GTP binding; GTPase activity
Source: RefSeq, a predicted model, not a curated record